Messenger RNA from Argiope bruennichi, 5550 nucleotides. It is a transcript of the gene LanB2, whose product is annotated as laminin subunit gamma-1-like. The record is from RefSeq and is a predicted model, not a curated record. The coding region runs from base 83 to 4999 and encodes 1638 amino acids. NCBI's taxonomy places the organism in Eukaryota, Metazoa, Arthropoda, Arachnida, Araneae, Araneidae. The transcript is spliced from 26 exons.
GAGCGAUAGUAACCACGGGACCUUUGCCGAAGGGGGAAAACUUUCUCUCUUCUUUCUAAUUUCGGGCAGUCAAGGAACGAAGAUGGCGACGAGUAUGGUCGCUUUGGAGUGGACACUGCUGGUCAUCGUGUGCGUUAAAAUCCUAGGUGCUCGAUCGCAAUUCCAGCAGCAAAAGGAAAUAAUUUUUCCAGAGUACCACAGUACAAGGGAACAGCCGAGUAGGUGCUAUGAUGAAUUCCGUCGACCGCUUCGUUGUGUGCCGGAAUUCGUGAAUGCCGCUUUCAAUGUGCGGGUGGAAGCGACGAACACGUGCGGGACGCGGGGUCAGACGGAAUACUGUCUACAGACGGGCGUAACUGAGGCGAAAAAAUCGUGUGAGAUCUGCGAUGCUUCGGCCCCUUACUUGGCCCACCCCCCGGAUUACUUGACUGACUUCAAUAACAAUGACAAUCAGACUUGGUGGCAGAGCGAGACUAUGUACGAAGGAAUUGGAAUUCCCGAUUCCGGUCAAGUGAAUCUCACAUUACACCUUGGCAAGACAUUCGACAUCACUUACGUACGUCUGAAAUUUUACACCAGCCGACCUGAGAGUUUCGCCAUCUUUAAAAGAACAAGGCCUGGUGACGAUUGGAUACCAUACCAAUAUUACAGUGCCACUUGUCGGAGCACUUACGGAUUAAAUGAUACCUCUUUUGUAACCUAUCAAGACGAAACAAGAGCCCUGUGCACUUCGGAAUUCAGUGAUAUUUCACCACUUACUGGCGGCAAUGUGGCUUUCAGUACCUUGGAAGGUCGACCCUCAGCCUAUUAUUUUGAGAACAGUUCUCUUUUGCAGGAAUGGGUAACUGCGACGGACAUAAGAAUUACUCUGGACCGAAUGAACACGUUUGGUGAUGAAAUCUUUGGCGAUCCUAAAGUCUUAAAAUCGUAUUAUUAUGCUGUAUCUGAUUUUGCCGUCGGUGGAAGAUGUAAGUGUAAUGGUCAUGCUAGUGAAUGCCUACAAGUAAGUAGCAACCCACAAACACCUUGGGAAACACAUCUGGUGUGCCGGUGUGAACAUAAUACUGCUGGGCCUGAUUGUGAUAUGUGUCUGCCUUUUUAUAAUGAUCAGCCAUGGGGAAGAGCAACUUCAACUGAUGCGCAUGAAUGCAAAGCUUGCAACUGCAACGGUAGAUCCAAUACUUGUUACUUUGAUGAAGAAUUGUGGUUACAAACUGGGCAUGGUGGGCAUUGCAUAGAUUGUAGAGAUAAUACAGAUGGUGCCAACUGUGAACGAUGUAAAGAAAACUUUUAUUUAAGGGAAGAUGAAAGAUGUGUUCCUUGUAAUUGUGACCCAGUAGGUUCUAGGAGUUUACAAUGUAAUAAUCGUGGACAAUGUCAGUGUAAACCUGGGGUAGAUGGUUUACGAUGCAAUAAAUGUGCAUCCAAUUUCUAUGACUUUUCAGAACUGGGUUGUAGACCUUGUGGUUGUAAUGUGGCUGGCAGUAUAGAUAACUCUCCAGAUUGUGACCCUAUUACAGGUGUGUGUAGAUGCAAAGAAAAUGUUGAAGGGCAGCGUUGUGAUCAAUGUAAACCAGGGUAUUUUGAUCUUCAAGAAGUAAACGAAUUUGGAUGUGUGUUUUGCUUCUGCUUUGGGCAUUCAUCUGUCUGUAGAAGUGCACCUGGAUAUUCAGCAUUUCCAAUUGAAAGCACAUUUAUUAGAGAUUGGGAAAAGUGGAGUUCUUUGGAUUACCAUAAAAGAGUUGUGCCUUUUAAAUAUGGCCAAAUAAAUCAAGAAAUUGAAGUUACAGCUAAUUCUAGAGAACCAGUUUAUUUUAUAGCACCAGCCAAGUAUUUAGGUGAUCAGCGUGCAGCAUAUAACCAGUUCCUAACUUUUACUUUGAGGAUUGAAGAAGAAGGACCCCAAGCCACUUUGGAAGAUAUUGUUUUGGAAGGCAAUGGAUUAUCUAUAUCACUUCCAAUUUUUGGACAAGGCAAUCCUUUACCUACAACUUUCAAUCAAGAAUACAAAUUUCGAUUACAUGAGCAUUCUGCUUAUGGUUGGAAUCCUAGACUUACUCCUAGAGACUAUAUAAGCAUCCUCUCUAAUUUGACUGCUAUUAAAAUUAAAGCAACAUAUACACCCGAAGGCACUGGAUAUCUUGACAAUGUGCGUUUAGAUUCUGCUCAGCGCUCACCUUUGGGAAAAGAAGCAUCAUGGAUCGAGAUGUGCACAUGCCCUGAGGGGUAUGUUGGACAGUUCUGUGAAUCAUGUGCUCCUGGUUACCGCCAUGAUCCAGCUAAUGGAGGAAAAUUUGCUCGCUGUGUGCCUUGCAAUUGUCAUGGUCAUGCAGAGUUCUGUGAUCCAGAAACUGGACGUUGUAUUUGCCAGCACAACACUGCAGGAGACAAUUGUGAACACUGUGCUUCUGGAUUUUAUGGCAAUGCUUUGACAGGAACAGCUGGAGAUUGUCAACCAUGCCCUUGUCCUGGAAAUGGAGCUUGCGUAAUUUUACCUGAUGAGGAAGUGGCUUGUCUUGAGUGCCCUGAAGGAUAUGCUGGCCAUCGUUGUGAUCUUUGUAUUGAUGGAUAUUAUGCUGAAUCAACCGAUCCAUACGGAAGACCUCAAUGCCGAAAGUGUGAAUGUAAUGAAAACGUGGAUCCAAAUGCCAUUGGGAACUGUGACAGAAACACGGGAUACUGCUUAAAAUGUGUGUAUAAUACUGGUGGAAGAUACUGUGAAUCUUGUUUACCUGGAUUUUAUGGAAAUGCUUUAGCAUUACCAAAAGGGGAUUGCAAAGCGUGCAACUGCUACCCUGUUGGGACUGAGAAGAGAGACCCUGAAUCUGAUGUAUUAAUUUGCAACUAUGCUACUGGGCAGUGCCCUUGUAAACCUAAUGUAGAAGGAAAACAUUGUGAUACUUGUGCUGAGGGCUAUUGGAAUUUAGUGAGUGGCGAAGGUUGUGAACCUUGCCAAUGUGACCCUAUUGGAUCUUUAAAUAGGACUUGUGAUAUAACUACUGGGCAGUGUCAAUGUCGUCCAGGUGUAAUGGGUCAAAAAUGUGAUCAAUGUAUGUCUUUGCAUUAUGGAUUUUCACCGGAAGGUUGCAAGCGGUGUGAAUGUGAUCAGAUUGGUUCUACAUCACUGCAGUGUGAUCCUUAUGGCCAGUGUCCUUGUAGACCCAAUGUUGAAGGUAGAAGAUGUGAUCGAUGCAAGGAAAAUACUCAUAAUAAAGCUGCAGGAUGUGUUGAUUGCCCUCCCUGCUAUAAUCUUGUUCAAGAUGCCGCAAAUAUUCAUCGCUCUAAGCUUGCUGAACUUCAAGAGCUUCUGAAGGCAUUAAAAGAAAAUCCUCAAUUAUUGAAUGAUGAAGAAUUUGUAUUAAAACUCAAACAAGUUCAAGAUAAAGUAGAUAAAUUAUUAGAAGAUGCCAUGAGUGCCACAGAUCUUGAUGGUAAACUAGGUUCAAAAUUGAAAGAUCUAUAUAAAAGAUUAGAAGAUGUUCGUAAGACAGCUGGUGUAAUUGCUGGCAAAAUAGAUGAUGCAAGAGGUAUUGGCCAGUUAGGGGAGAGAAACAUCACAAUAGCUGAAGAUAUCAUCAAACGUGCUUUAGAUGCUUUACAUGGUGCUAGAAAAUUUUUGGAAACUGAAGGCAUCUCUGCAUUAGAGAAAGCUAUUGAGCGAUCUGAUAAGUUUGGGCAACAAUCAGAGAAAAUGUCAGAAAUAGCUCGAGAGGCGAGGCAUCUGGCAGAUGAGCAUGAGAAAGAAGCAAAGGAAAUUGAAGAUCUUGCUCUAGAUGCUAGAAAAAUUGCCCAGGAAGCAUAUGAGAAAGCUAGGCAUGCACUGGAAACACCUGGAGAAACAGCUGAUAAUAUAAAUCGUUUAGAACGGAAACUUCUUGAUGUAGAUUACAUGUUAGAAGAAGUUAAAAAGUUAGCUGCAUCUGCUAAAGAUGAAGCAAAUAAAACAUAUGAAGCAGCCCUUGAUUUGUUUACCAAGGCAAAUUCAAUCAACUUGCCUGAUGUAGAUGUGGAAUUAAUGAAGAAAACAGCAGCAGAUAUCAUUGAGGAGGCCAAAAAAAUACAAAACCAAGCUGAUGAUAUCUUGGGUGAACAUCAAGAUCUACUGGAUAAAAUGAAGCAACAGAUAGAAGAUGCUGAAGGUUUACUUAAAGCUGGUGAAAAACAGCAACAGACCGUUGAUGAAAUGUUAGCAACAGUUGAUGCAGCUCUAGCAAAAGCAAAGGAAGCUGUUGCUGCCGGGGAGAAAACAUUGGCUGAAGCAAAAGAUACACUCGAAACUUUAAAAGGAUUUGAUGAACUUAUUCGGGAGAGUAAAGGAAGAGCAGAUGAGGCAUUGACUCGCAUACCGGAAAUUGAGAAAUUAAUUACAGAAGCAGAAGAAAAAACUGCAUCUGCUGAAGAUGCCUUAAGGGGUGCAAAACAAGAUGCUAUAGAAUCUAGGGAUGAAGCUCAGACUGCUGAAGAAAAGGCAGAACAAGCAUCUAAGCAUGCAAAUGAUGUUUUGGAAGGUGCAGAAGAAACAAAAACAGAGGCAAAUAAACUUAAAGACAAAGCAGAUGAGCUUGCUGAAGAAGUUGCUGAAACUGAAGGUAUUUUAAAAGAAUAUGAAGAUCAAGCAAAAAGUGAUGGAGAUUUGGCUAGUCAGGCACUGGAACAAGCAAAUCAAGCCAAAAACAGUGCUACAGAUGCAUCAGUGAAAGUAAAAAAUGCUUUGGACACAGUUGAAGAUAUAUUGAGAGCAUUAGAUGGGUUGGAUGACAUUGAUGAAUCUCUAUUGGAUCAGUUGGAAAUAAGAUUAGAAGCUGCUGAAAAAGAACAGAAAGAAGCUGAUUUUGAUUCUCGUAUGAACGAAUUACGGCAGGCUAGAGACUUACAGAAUCAAUGGAUGAAAGAUUAUACUGAAGAAGUGGAAAGACUGAAGAAAGAUGUUGCUAACAUUGCAGAUAUUCGAAAUGCAUUACCAGAUAAGUGCUAUCGGCGAGUGGUCUUGGAACCAUAAAAAAAUCAUCGCAUUUUGUAAUUCAACAUUUUUUUAAAUAUGUCUGAAAUUUUGGUCCUUUAUAAAAAAUGUCAUUCAUUCAAUUUAUUUUGAAUUAUGGCAGUAAUGAACUGUAAAAAAGUAGAAUGAGAGAGAAAUUAUGUUUCUGUACAAUGUGUAAGAUCCUUUUGCUGAAUUGUGCAUUUGCUAUUUUUUCUCUUUUGUAUUUCCUUAUUAUAAGAGAUUAUCAAAAUUGUGUUGUUUAUUCUUUUAUAUCAAGUAUGUGUUGCUGUUUUUUUACAUUUCAAAAUUUCUUUUAUAUAUUUUUUCUGAACCUUUAAAUUUGAUUUUAAAACGUUUUAUUGUAUCUAGUAAUGCGGGUAAAUGUGUCGGUUAAGAUAAUUGUUUAUGUGUAUUUGUGUUGUGCAAAUAUUAGAUCAAGAAUAUUUAACUUUAUACCUAAGAAAAGUAAAAUAAUCACAAUAAAUAUUAAAAUAUUUAUUAACAAAUAGACUAAUUUUAUUUUAUUUUAAAAUAAAUUUUUAAAAACUAUGCACACUUCACAAUAACAC